Messenger RNA from Triticum dicoccoides, 1064 nucleotides. RefSeq lists its product as uncharacterized. NCBI's taxonomy places the organism in Eukaryota, Viridiplantae, Streptophyta, Magnoliopsida, Poales, Poaceae. The coding region runs from base 93 to 869 and encodes 258 amino acids. The transcript has 6 exons. The record is from RefSeq and is a predicted model, not a curated record.
CAAGUCUUUACCUCCGGCGACGGCGUACGCGGCCUGCUGCGCGAGCGAUUCGGCCACCUUAGGGGUUAGGUUUUCCCCACAUCCGUCAAGCUAUGGCUCGAGACUUUGAUACAUACAUGAAGGGGUACCAGAGGUGCAAGCGCCCUUGGGAGUGUUCAGUUAAAGAUCUAGGCGUCAAGCAUAUCGAUUUCGAUAAAAAAAGCAUGAGGUUUUUUGAGGGCAAAUACACCAUGGGACCAAUCAUAUCUGACUGUCUCAUUGAGAAGUUCCUAAACAGAUCACAGUUUGAGUCCUAUUCUCUUUUGAGGAACUUUAGGCAUUCAAAUGUUGUGCCUGUCCAAAACUUCUAUGAUGUGUCAGGCUAUCCCAGGUUUGUAUUGUCUUGGGUGGACGGAAGCUUAACAGCAUGGAUGAAAAAGGAUGGCGCAGGCAUAAUGUUUAAAUCAAAUAUGAAGGGAAGCAUUCCAACAGGAGCACUACGACAGACCAUCCUUGACCUCUGUAGCGGACUUGAGCAUUUACUGGCUGAGCAAUUGUACCCUGCUGAGAUUGAUUUAAAAGACAUGUACGUGCGCCAAGUGGGCCACAAGGGAAUUGUCCAAAUCCUCAUUAAUAAAGUUGAGAGAUUGUCAGGUCUUGAUGCAACAAAAAGGAAGGCAAAGUUAUGGGCUGGUCUGAGAAAAGCUCUUCAUGAGAUAUAUAAGGAGGCUCCACGCGCUGUUAACCCUGUUGCAUUGAGGUUCAUCAACUAUGUUGGAGUGACAGACAGCACCCGACUACAGAGGUUCCCUGACAAAUGGGACUACAACAUGAAGGCAAGAAACUCCCAAUGGCAACCGUCUUCGGGCACCAUUUCAAGAGGCGUUUGAUCAUCAGGCCGCACGUGGAACAAUCUAUGACGUAGAAGAUCCCUAUGACUACAUAAGAUUGUGCAAGGAUGUUAUCAAACAUUGGAACGUCAUGCCAGCUUCUGUUAAGGGCGAGUGUUCCACCUGGGAGAAGUUCAUUGACAAGAUCGAGAAAUGGGAUCAGAUGAUUUGGUGCACUCUGUACGAGGCUACUGC